AUGGGGAGGGAAGGCGUGGUGGCGGGGCCGGCGGCGGAGGGGAGUAAAUCGCGGCCGGAGUGCAUCAACUCGUCCAACCCGUACCACGAGUGCUCCGACUACUGCCUCCGCAAGAUCGCCGAGGCCAGGCAGCGCCUCGACGACGAGCUCUCCGACUCGUGGAAGCGCCCGCCCGAGCAACGCACCGUCCACCCGGACUGCAUCAACGCCUCCAACCCUUACCACGAGUGCUCCGACUACUGCUUCAGGCGCAUCGCCGACGCCAAAUCCGGACUCGAGCGUGGGGAGGGACAGCCACCAGCUGAUGUGGCCACCGCUGCCCGCACGUCCGAUGCCGUGGAGCAGCAGAGAGCUGAAGAUAACGAUGCCGACGAACAGGAGGGCGCAGGCGCGGAUGAUGGUUACCCGCAAAUGACGGAAAAGCAGAAGAAGCUGUUCGAGCUGCGGCUUAAGAUGAAUGAAGCGCGGAAAGCGAAUCAGCAGGCAAUGAUUGCCGAGAAGAAAAGGAUGGAGCCUCGUGGUGAGAGCCGAGGUGUUUCUAAGCAGAAGUGGCUAGACGACAGGAAGAAGAAGAUUGGGAAGCUGCUGGACUCCAAUGGGCUUGAUAUGUCGAAGGCGUACAUGCUCGAUACGCAGGAGACAGCAGAAGCCAAGUACAAGAAAUGGGAGAAGGAACCGGCUCCUUAUGGGUGGGAUGUUUUCAAUCAAAAGACCUUGUAUGAUGCAUACAAGAAGAGGACCAAGAAUAUAGAAGUUGACAUGGAGGUUUACAAUAAAGCCAAGGAAGCUGAUCCUGAAUUCUACCGUGAUGCCUCAAGUCUCCAGUAUGGGAAGGUGUCCAAUGUCCCAGAAGAAAACAUUGACAAAAUGGUCAAGGAACUCAAGGAGCGGGAAGAGAAGCGGAAAUCGUUCAGCAGGAGGCGCAAGUUCAACGAAGACAAGGACAUUGACUCGAUCAACGACCGUAAUGAGCACUUCAACAAGAAGAUUGAGCGUGCCUUUGGCAAGUACACGCUCGAGAUCAAGAACAACCUCGAAAGAGCUCUCCCACCGGCAGCUCGGCAGAAGCGAACCUUGACGACGACCUGCUGCUCUCCCACCGGCUCGGCAGAAGCCAACCUUGACGACGACCUGCUGGUGCUUGACGCAGAGUUUGUGCUUGUUGAUUUCUUCCUCGUCAGGUAUGCUGGUGCUGCUUCAUCAAUUCUUUAA
Miscanthus lutarioriparius is the source of this 1212-nucleotide messenger RNA. The record is from the annotation of a GenBank genome assembly. NCBI's taxonomy places the organism in Eukaryota, Viridiplantae, Streptophyta, Magnoliopsida, Poales, Poaceae.